Messenger RNA from Odocoileus virginianus texanus, 2674 nucleotides. NCBI's taxonomy places the organism in Eukaryota, Metazoa, Chordata, Mammalia, Artiodactyla, Cervidae. The record is from RefSeq and is a predicted model, not a curated record.
AUGGUCCAAGGGCGCCAGGCAGAAGGGCCGUCGGGCGGCCCGGCCAUCGCGCCCGUGAGCAGGCUGGGGGAGGUGCCUGAGCCCUGGGGAGGCGCCUCUGAGCUUGGCGGGAAAGGGCGCUUCCACCGCUCGCUCACGGACCACAGCCGGUGGAUCCGCGAGCGCAGCCACGAGGCCUAUGCCAAGAACUACUCCGUCGUCUUCCCCCACGACGAGCCUCUGGCCGGACGCAACAUGCGGACAGACCCCCUGCAUGAGGAGCUCCUUGCACGAGGCUGCGUGUUCCAGGAGCGGCACGGCUGGGAGCGGCCGGGAUGGUUCAAUGCCCAGGGCACAGCUCCUGUGCUGCCCUACGACUACUACGGGGCAUACGGGCAUCGUGCGCGGGAGGACUACGCCUACGGCCAGCUGCUGCGCCAGGAGCACACCUUCAGCUUCCCUCCGCACCACGACGCGAUCAAGAAGGAGUGUCUGGCCUGCAGAGGGGCCGCGGCUGUGUUCAACAUGUCCUACUUCGGGAAGUUCUACCUGGUGGGCCCGGACGCCAGGAAGGCUGCGGACUGGCUCUUCUCGGCCGACGUCAGCCGGCCCCCAGGCUCCACAGUGUACACGUGCAUGCUGAAUCACCGCGGGGGCACGGAGGGCGACCUGACCGUCAGCCGCCUGGCCCCCGGCCCCCAGGCCUCCCCGCUGGCCCCGGCCUUUGAAGGUGACGGCUACUACCUGGCUGUGGGCGGGGCCGUGGCCCAGCACAGCUGGUCCCACAUCAGCACCGUGCUGCAGGACCGGAAGUUCCGGUGCCAGCUCAUCGACAGCUCCGAGGACCUGGGCCUGCUCAGCGUCCAGGGCCCGGCCAGCCGGGCCAUUCUCCAGGAGGUGCUGGAGGCCGACCUGAGCGACGAGGCCUUCCCCUUCUCCACCCACAAGUUGGUGAGAGCCGCCGGGCACCUGGUCCGGGCCGUGAGGCUGUCCUUCGUGGGGGAGCUGGGCUGGGAGCUGCACGCCCCGGGGCCAUCCUGCCUGCCCGUGUACCAGGCCCUGAUGACAACGGGGGCCAAGCACGGCCUCGUCAAUGCCGGCUACCGGGCCAUUGACUCCCUGAGCAUCGAGAAAGGCUACCGGCAGUGGCACGCCGACCUCCGGGCUGACGACAGCCCCCUGGAGGCGGGCUUGGCCUUCACCUGCAAGCUCAGGUCCUCCAUCCCCUUCCUGGGGCGCGAGGCCCUGGAGAAGCAGCAGGCCGAGGGCCUCCGCCGGCGCCUGCUGGGCUUCACCGUGGACCAGAAAGUUCCCAUGUUCGGGCUGGAGGCCAUCUGGAGGAANCCCCCGCCCCUGCCCCCCCACUGCCACAGGGAGCCCCGGUCCCUCUGGGGCUCUCCACAGCACCCCUGCCUCCCUCCUUGGGUCUCCCUGGACUUCGUGAAGAGUGGGGACUAUGCCCUGGAGAGGAUGGGGGUGACCUACGCUGCCCAGGCCCACCUCAAGUCUCCCUUUGACCCCGACAACAAGAGGGUGAAGGGGAUCUACUGACUGCUGCUGGCAGAGACUCAGCUGGUCUGGGGGUCGGUGACCUGCCACGCUGGCCCAUGCUGCCCAUUCCCAGGGGCCUGCGCCACCCCGGGCGCCAGGAUCUGGACCCUGGCUGGAAUGUGGGCUCCCCUGCCCUUCGUCAAGAACUACCACCAUGGCCCCCAAAAGAUGCAGACAGAGGGGGUGGAAAGAGGACCCAGGAGUCCUGUUCUGUGGUCACUGACCAAAGGGGGCUCUCGAGUCCCCCCCACCCCCCCUUAAAAGCCACCUGCCAUGCCUUGGGCUCAGGGACCAUGCCUGUAGCCCUGGAGAGCUUCUGAAAAGGAGAAGGCCCCCAUGAGAGCGGGUCGACAAAGAGCCUCACCCAGUGUUCUGUCCCUGAUGGGCAGGCUGCCUGGGGCAGCCUUGAGAGUUGCGGGUGUGUCUGGCAUGGGGGACGGUGUGGGACUGACUCGUCCUGUCUGCCUCGGGCACAGUAGUGAAGGCAGAGAGCAGGCGUGCCAGGCUGGCACCGUCCCUGAGGUCAGGGUUGGCAGGACGGUCUGGCCCCAGGUCCCAGGAAGGAGGGGUGGAUCCAGAAAGUGAGUUCUGCUUGCCUUGACUGCUUGGGUCUUCACAUGGGGAAGCCCCCAGAGGGUUCCCAGCCCUGAAAUCAGCGCCAGGAGCAGGGCUGGGAGGGUCCCAGCUGGGGCACCCCCACUGUGCUCUCCUGCCCUUUUUUCCCCCAGGGCCCCUCGACCCCCAUGUCAGAGACGAAGGGGUGCUGCUAGGGACGGACCUGGCAGCUCUCUCCUGCAGGGAUGGCCUCUGUCCUUGCUGUCUGACUCAGCUCUGGGCCGCGUCCCCCGCUCUCCCAGUCCCUGGGGAUGGCCCUAGCCCAGGGCCUGGAAUGGGGUGACCCCCUGUCCCCAUCCCAGGGCCUUCAGAACUUCCCAUCUUCCCUGCGGGGACUGGCGCCCGGCCCCGGGACCCAGGCAGCCCCCUGGGGAGGGGGCUAGAAGGGAUGCAGGCAGGAAGCCGUGUGGUGACUGGGGUGCAGAAAGUCCUGGGGGCCUGGGGUUGGUUUCAGAGGUGCCAUACCACGCAGCCCUCUCCGGGGACUGGGCUGAAACGGGUCAGGCUAAUAAAGUCAAGGCCACGGGAA